GGCCCGGCCCCGCUGCGGGAAGCCCGGAGCUGGGCGCAGGGCACGAGCGCUCCGUGGGGCCGGGCCGGUGUCCCCAGCGCGCUCGGAAGUUGUGCGUUGCGUGCCCGUGCCUCGCCCCGCCCUGAGCAGCGCGUCCCGUGAGCUCGGGAGCGGCCCUUCCUGCCGGCCCUGGGAAGGCACCGGCCCGGGAGCGGAGAGGGACGCGGCCGCGGGCGCUUUUCGUGCCCAGAUUUUCGUGCCCAGAGAGGCAGCCCAUGAUUUACAGAUCGCAGUGCCGCUGUUCUGCUCGGAUUUAGGAACUCUGAGCGCCUCUCCCAGCGAGCUGAUGAACUCGACGCGAAAUGGAGCACGAGCACAGUCUGUCCAUCUCGUGCAAACUGCAGUUCCCCCGAGAUGUUCAUUUUCACGUUAAGAGAUGGAGUUGAACACAGACUAUAAAAUAAAACCUGAAUUAAGUAGCGUUUGAAACAGAAAUGUCAUAUAGAUGUUUUUUCCAUUAUUGCAGUGCUUCUGCAACAUAUCCUUGGAGCUUUUUGGUGCUCUGGAACAGCUCCGCUUCGAUGAGAAAGUUCGUGUGGUGGUGUUCAAGAGCAAAGUGAAGGGUGUGUUUUGUGCUGGUGCAGACUUAAAGGAGCGUGAAAAGAUGGAUGAUGCAGAAGUUGGACACUUUGUUAAAAGGCUGAGAAAUCUCAUGGAUGAAAUUGCUGCCCUGCCUGUACCCACCAUUGCUGCAAUAGAUGGCUACGCACUGGGCGGUGGACUAGAACUGGCAUUGGCUUGUGACCUUCGAGUUGCAGCUUCAUCAGCUAAAAUGGGUCUUAUAGAGACCACAAGAGGGCUUCUUCCAGGAGCAGGUGGAACCCAGCGCCUGCCCAGAUGUGUUGGAGUAGGUCUUGCAAAGGAGCUCAUUUUCACGGGGAGACAAAUAGAUGGACAAGAAGCUUUCUCAAUGGGAUUAGUAAAUCACACCGUGCCUCAAAAUGAGGAGGGAGAUGCAGCUUACCAGAGAGCAUUAACUUUGGCUAAAGAAAUCCUUCCUCGGGCUCCAAUUGCUGUGAAAAUGGGAAAACUGGCAAUAAACAGAGGAAUAGAGGUUGAUAUUGCAUCAGGGAUGGCGAUUGAGGGGAUGUGUUACGCACAGAAUAUUCCUACAAGAGACCGUCAGGAGGGAAUGGCUGCCUUCAGGGAAAAACGACCACCUCAGUUUAUUGGCAAAUAAUGCUUCCUAGCUUUCCCCUUGUUGUAUUAAUGGCUUUGUUUGUUUGUUUUUUGAGGAGAAGGACCUGCUAAUUUCUUAGGAUUAUUUUUAUGACUGCACUCCCUAUACGUAGCUCCUUCUCCUUGGCUUGGACUGCAUUUCUGAAUACUCACUGGAUCAUUUUUCUCUAAGGAUUCACCAAUAAAGAUUUAACUUUGUACAGCCCAUUGAUCUUAAAGAAUGUACAUCUUCCCUUGUUCUGAAUCUAAAUCAAGCUAGCCCUAAGGCAGUAGAACCAGAUAAACAAGAAGUUAAUGAGUUAAUUAACUUAUUAUUAAUGUCAGGAUGGACUGCCUCCAGGCUGAACUGAUGGAUCUAGCUUCUAACCUUGUUCUCAUGCACACUGCUUAGUUCUCCUUCUGUGCUUCAGUAGAUGACUGCAGAAUAAUGCAUAUGUAGGCUAAGGCGGGGAGCAGAGCCAGCACAGUCACAGCCUGACCAUAGAUAUGAUUUCAUAGAUUGCUUUCAGCCAGCCAGCUCUGAGGAAUGCUGAAUUACAAACAGGGGUCUGGUGUUUACUGUGACUGAAGGGGCAUAAAACUGUAUUUCUAAACUGAGGACUAACAGUACAGAGGUGUUCAAAGUCCAAACAUUUGAGCCCAGCUUCCUUCUUAGAAAAGAGGGGCUGAAAUUGUCUUCCUCAAGGACUCACACUAUGCUUUCCUCUGGGAUAGCAACACUAAUCUUACAGGAUUGGCCUUUAAGAAGAGCUCCUCAAAGCAACACAGUAUUUUCAUAAACAUAUGUUUAUACUUGCAGCUGUUAGUUUGUCUUGUGGCUAAUUUAAGUUUUCUAUCAAAGUAUAUAAACCUACACUAGUACCUUAGCAGAGAUUCUCUGGCUGACAGGAGUUCUUCAGGCAUUCUCUUUGUUUCAUAGAUGUGGCAAUUCCCCUUCAGUUAAUAUUACAGUAUCUAGCUGCUGAAGUGAAAAAAGAAAAAGUUUACUUUAGGAAAGCUGAAGAGAUAAUAAAAGCCUAGGCAAGAAUGUAGCAGGCAGAAGUGGCUGAGGAUUUCCUGUCUUUCUCCUGUUCCAUUAUUUAGCAGCUCUGCAACAGAAAGAAAGUCAAGCAAGCAAAAAUAAAUAAAUUAGACAUUCUAAUUCAUCCAUCACUUAUGUACAGAGCCCAGUUAUAAAGAAAGAUAAAAGGCCCUGUUUCUGAGUUCGAAAAAACUGCUUUUAGAACAGCUCUCAGAAGACUGAACAAAAUAAGACUAUCUAUAAAGCAGUCAUAGACUCAUAAUGCAGAUAAAAACCUCAUUUUCAAAUUACUCUGCAGGUCUUUUUUUGGUACUGAGGGAUCCCGACUUCCCUGUACACAAAGCAGUGGCUGCCAGCUGUGCACUCUGCAAGUCGGUCUUUGCUUCUCAGCAUAAAAAUUCCCUAUGUCAGCAGUCACUGCUCUCAAAGAUGUCAAAGAACACGGAGCAGCUUUGACUCUCCAUAAGCAAAUUUAAAGGCAAAACAAAAAGUAGAAAAGGAUUAUUAUAUACUUGGUAGGCUUCAGCAAAGUAACAGUAUGCUUUCAUUUUUCCUUUUCUUGAUGAAAAUUUAUCACAGUGGAUCAAAGUAUUACAGAAGUCAUUCUGGCAAAAAUCAUUUGUGAAACUAGCCUAUAAAUAUACUGCAUCUAAACAUGAGAUAAAAUCUAUUCUCUUGACAACUUAGAAAGAAAUAAAACUUCCCAAAGGUUGCUUUCCAUUAUCAGUGUUCUUCCAGCAUUCAGACAUGCCACUCAUUGUAGCUGUUGCUUCCAACUUCCCCAGACUGCAGCCUUCAAGCAAAAGUGAAUUAAUAAAUAAGCUUUUAGCAAACACGAGAGGUUAUCAGAAAAUACUAAGAAAAUGCAACUUACCAUGUUAGAAAUUGUCUUUACAGUCUUGAAUCAAACCAGAACUUAUCAAUACUGUAAAUGAGGUAACUUUACUAGAUUAAACAGUACAAGUUUCCUUUGUAAAGGUCUGCAAAGGUAAAGCAGAGGCAUUAUCUUCAGCCUUCACAAAAAGAUAAAUGCCACUGGCCUCCAGAAUUACUCUACCCUGGCAGGAACUCCUGAAGCUGCACAGCAAUAUGAAGUCUUUUCUUUAAGUGGCACAUGCAAGUAAAUUUUCUGUUUAGUAAGUUUACAGCUUGCAGCCAUUCAUAUUUUUCUAAUUCUGCUCACUGUAACCUGAAGCAAAUGAGAACAAAACAAGAAGGGUGUAGAAAACCAUUUACAAUUCUCUGGCUAUAGAAUUUCACGGAGCAACAUCUUCAUGGUCUGGACCAAUGCCUGCAUCAGAUUCAUUUUGUCAGCACAUGAGAUAGAGAUUUAGUUAAGAUGCUACACUAAUUUCUCCUGCUAUUAGCAAAGAACUGUACAGUACUGUAAGAGGAGCUGUCGUGUUUGGUUUAGAUUCUUGCAGUACCAACCAAUUCACAUUCAUUCAAUUAACACCAAUUUUGACAGGUUGUGCAUGCCUUUUCAGGUAAUAAAACUUUCACCACAGAAGCCUGAUAGCAGACAUCCCAGAAGGCUGGUCGAUACAAAUUCGCAGAUUAUUAUUUUAAACCACCUUUGUAAUUCAAAGCUACAAUCAGUUUCUUUCUGAAUCAAGAAAACAGUAUAUAAUCAGAUACACAUAGCAAAAACAUGCUAGCCAAAUUAUACCUUCAUAUAAAUAUCAAUUACACAACAUGACACUGAGAGUUACUAGAUCACUUCAUUUUGAAGUUGCUGAAGUACACAAUAACUAGAUAACUGAAUAAUAGAGGUGAUGUUUUUAUUCGAAGGAUGAGAAUUAGGAGGGAGAGGAAGGGAAGGAGUUCAAAAUAGUAAAAUAUGAUCAUCCUGAAGUAGUCAUCCCUGCUCGUAAACUAUCAAACAUAAGUUUUUUUUUUUAACUGAAGUACCAAUAUAUUUACAAAACAGUCUAAGAAUAUCAGUCAGUUCCUGUGGAAACAUGGAGACUAACCAACCAAACAGAAACAAUUCUUGAAAUAAAAGUGAGUUUGAAUCAA
Messenger RNA from Phasianus colchicus (ring-necked pheasant), 4258 nucleotides. It is a transcript of the gene ECHDC2, whose product is annotated as enoyl-CoA hydratase domain containing 2. NCBI's taxonomy places the organism in Eukaryota, Metazoa, Chordata, Aves, Galliformes, Phasianidae. Gene Ontology annotation, molecular function: catalytic activity. The record is from RefSeq and is a predicted model, not a curated record. Gene Ontology annotation, cellular component: mitochondrion. Gene Ontology annotation, biological process: fatty acid beta-oxidation.